Serendipita indica DSM 11827 is the source of this 2232-nucleotide messenger RNA. The record is from the annotation of a GenBank genome assembly. NCBI's taxonomy places the organism in Eukaryota, Fungi, Basidiomycota, Agaricomycetes, Sebacinales, Serendipitaceae.
AUGGACCCUCCGCUGGCGCCAGAGCCCGAAAAUGCGCCCGAUAUUCCCAACGGCAUGCAGCCAGACACCUCGAACGACGAUAACGUCCGCAUCGCAGCCGAUGCGCUCGAGAACAUGCGCUCGACGCCCCUGCAGCACCCACAGCUCUCUAAUGAAACAGAGGCCGGCGCGCGACGAGCAGGCGUGUUCGCGCAGGCAAGGAAUUUGUACGACUAUUCAAAGUCAAACUCGCGACUAGUCUCGUACGGAGCCGGAAUGGUCGAAUCGGGCGUCCAGGCCAUUUCCAGGCCCGUCCUUGACCGCGUCCUUAACUAUGGCCGAUCCGAGCCUGCUCCCGCCCCGUCUUCUGCCUCUGUGCCGCCCCCGCGCGACGAUUCACAGUCUAUGCAGCUCGACGCUUCCGAACGCGACUCUUCAUCCUCGGAUCCGGCCCGAGAAGAGCAGCGGCUGCGUGCCCUUUCAUGGACCCAUCAACAGCGUGCGGCUCGCCGAGUUGAUAGCGAUAAAUACUCCGCGUCGUCGGAACAAGUUAAGAUGAGCGCCGAGGAUGGAGAUGACGAUGACCAUAUGGAUCUGUCCUCUCAGGAUCGUUCCCAGGGCACUUCAUCUGGCUCUGGCCAGCCCGUUCUCCACACCGAGAGCUCAGCGAGCACUCGCAAAGUAUCAAACGACGACCAAGCAUCAUCCCAAGCAGUCUCAAGACGCCCCGGUUGGCAUUCUCUCAUGAUCGAAGCCGGUGGUAUCAGCGCUGCUGUGAGCGAUGAGAGCAUGCGCAAGCUCAAGUACUGCCUCGAAUGGCUACAGUGGGCAACUGCAAAUCUCGACACCCAGAUUACGCUUUUAGAGACAUUUAUCGCUUCGAUCAAUGCCACUGUCACGGGUGAGCCCGUACCCUCCUCGGCCACAGUCUCUCCAGAGGCCCUCAAGCACUACAUGAGUGUCAAGCGAAAUGUCGUUAAUACUAUUCGCCAAGUCGUCGAGGUCGUGGGUAAAUACGCCGGAGGUUCCUUGCCAGAACCAGCAAAGAACAAGGUCAAGGGCUUCAUCCUAAGUCUCCCCGGCCGUUGGAGCGUUGCCGUCAAGGAUGCCGGCCUCGGUGAGGGCUGGGAGGGAGGAUCUAAUAAUGGUGAUUCAAAUGGAAAUCCAACUCCGAAUGCACCCGACAGCGCAACCGCGACAGGACGAGCAACUGCGUCUACGUCGAAUCCUCGCAAGAGGCAUCGACUCGAAGCAUCCUCACAGUCCCUUGCCUCUGAAGCGACCACAGGUAGCAGCGCGACGAUUAUAGGCAGCUCAAUCGGCGCUGGUCCUAGUAGCACCAGCCUUGCCUCGAGCACGCACGAUGUGCCUGCGCCUGUUACGUCUCCGACACUUUCUCAUGCCACUCCUGGCGGGCGACGUCAGCAGCUCUUGCCUCCCACAGCUGGAGCGGCAAGGCAUGCUGCCCAUCGCGUCCUCACGCUCGCCCAAGAGAGUCUUCACGCCGUCAAGGGUGUCACAGGCGUCUUCAAGGAUACAUUAGAUCGUGCAGAGACCUGGGUGGACCGCCUCCGACGAGUCGGAUACCAGUCGAAUCGCUACAUGGACGAUUCCGACCACAGUACGAGCAAUAGCAUAUCAUCCUCACGCCUUCUCCGUCCUCCACACAAAGGCAUCCCCCAAUCUCCCUCAGUGCCACUCUCGCCAGCCGUCUCUUCGCCGCGGUCGCCGAUGGAACGACGAAGAAUGCAAAUGACACCGCGCGAGCUUCAUCUAGAAGCACUCGCGCGUUCAAUGCCGAGCGUUGGCCCAUACGGACCGUAUGGAACCGGAACAACGCCGCCAAUGUCCCCCGUCCUCGGCCCGCAAGGAUCGACAAAUCGCCAGAAUGCAUUUCCAUUUGAUAACCCGGCACCUGGAGCGCCUGGGUACGGAUGGGUUGGUGGGCGUAGAAAGAGCGAUAGUGGGCUGAGUGCCGUGCCCACGCUCAAUCUUAGCGAAACGGGAUACAGUGGACGAUCUCGUGCGGGGAGUAUGAGUCAGUACGAGAGUAGUACCGGCGAGAGUUUACCCCCUCCGAGUGUGGGCAGCACGAGCAGUGUUGCUGGUGACGAUGAACUCGAUGACGAGGCGGAUGAUUCUGCGCGUAGGGUACGCGUUGCUAAUCCUGAUUCGGUCAAGGAUGUUGAUGAGGACGAUGGCAUGGAGUACCGCGUCAGGAAGAGACGACGAAAGGAGGAGGAGAUGCAGUGA